CGCCGGGGAGCCGGGCCGGGCAGACGCGGCGCGAUGUGGCGAGUGCAGUAUGUCAGUGCCCAGCAGCUGGCCGGCUUCCGCCAGUACAAGUACAGUGCUGUGGAUACAAACCCUUUGUCAGUACAUAUUUUACAGCCUAUGUGGGACCAAAUUGUAAAGAUAGUGCCUCAGUGGGUUGCUCCUAACUUGUUAACCUUCUCUGGAUUUGUGAUGCUUUUAAUUAAUUAUUUUCUGUUAUCUUUUUAUGACUGGGACUACACGGCAUCAGGUACCAGUCCUGGGAGUAUUCCAACAUGGGUGUGGCUAUUUAGUGCUUUUGCCACCUUUUGUGCUUAUACUUUAGACUCCAUAGAUGGGAAACAUGCUCGAAGGACUCAGUGCAGCACCCCCUUGGGGGAGUUAUUUGACCAUGGGUUGGAUAGCUGGGCUACUUCCAUCUUCAUCUUCAAUUUUUUUUCACUUUGCUCACGUGGUAAUGAGCAAACUGGUUUUCUCCUACAUAAAAUGUUUCUCUCAUUAAGCAUUGGCUUGCUGAACUUUAUGGUUUCACACUGGGAAAAAUAUAACACAGGAGUUCUUUUUCUUCCUUGGGGAUAUGACAUAAGCCAAGUGGUACAAAUAGUACUGUAUGUGCUGACUGCUGCUGCUGGAGUAGAAAUCUGGCACAGGCCUAUCCUGUUUGGUUACUACAUUGUAGAUAUAUUGAUACCUUUGAUUAUCGGCUUAAGUAUAGUUCUUUCCUUUCCGCAGACACUAUACAACAUUUACAAGGCAUACUUAAAGAAAACACUGAAGAGAGAUUCUUUCUAUGAUGGAUGUGUACCUCUGGUGUCUCCUAUCCUGCUGUUUACUCUCAUUAGCAUUUGGGUGACUUUAUCUCCAUGCGAUAUACUUGCAAAAGAAACCAGAAUGUUUUUCUGGAUGCUUGGUGUUACUUUCUCAAAUAUUCUUGUCAGGAUGAUCAUUUGCCAGAUGAGUAACACCAGACCCAAAGUUUUCCACUGGUUCCUGUUUCCACUAGCUCUUGUGGUCUACACAGCAGUAACUGGGCAGCUGGGGAGGAUGGAGCCAAUGGUACUCGCCUUAUUCAACGUGUUUGUCACAGCUGCUCAUGUGCACUAUGGCAUCUGUGUGGUGAGACAGUUGAGUGACUAUUUCAACAUUUAUGCCUUUUCCCUAAAGAAACGCAUUCGAGAAUGAAGUCUUUGCUGUGACCAGGACAUGAAACACUACCAUGGGGCUUCUUAGGUGCAUUUAUCUGAUAAACAGUGUAAUUCUAUUGAUUAAAAUAUUGAACUAUAAUGGACCAGAUAUUUAAAACCCUGGAAUACUGAUGGAGCAGGAUGUUUAAUAGAAGAGAAUUCUAGUUGAGAAAUUAAACCCUUAGUCACUCUGCUGCUAACUUAACUUUUCUACCUAUUCGGACCAAAGCACUUCCUUAUUUAAGUCCUUACUCCUCCUCUUGUUUGCUCAAGACAAUGGGAGCCACCCUUCUUAGCAGGCAUGCCAUAGAAUUAGCCCCACACCCUCCCUGAGGGCACUC
Molecule: messenger RNA, 1543 nt
Organism: Gavialis gangeticus (Gharial)
Lineage: Eukaryota; Metazoa; Chordata; Crocodylia; Gavialidae
Gene: SELENOI
Product: selenoprotein I
Exons: 10
Coding region: 34-1200 (388 amino acids)
Biological process (GO): phosphatidylethanolamine biosynthetic process
Cellular component (GO): endoplasmic reticulum membrane; Golgi apparatus
Molecular function (GO): ethanolaminephosphotransferase activity
Source: RefSeq, a predicted model, not a curated record